Caenorhabditis briggsae is the source of this 870-nucleotide messenger RNA. The record is from RefSeq and is a predicted model, not a curated record. The transcript has 6 exons. The coding region runs from base 1 to 870 and encodes 289 amino acids. Lineage: Eukaryota; Metazoa; Nematoda; Chromadorea; Rhabditida; Rhabditidae.
AUGCAUUGUAUUUGCCAGGGGGAAGCAUUGAUUCUCUCGAUUGCACAUUCUGAAAUAUUGCUCUGCUUUGCUCCGCUAGAAACUUGGACACUAAAAUGCAAAAAUAUCAGAAUCCAAAGCUGGAAACCGACUCCAAACUUGGUACCAUGGGUUCAGAAAACGCUGGACAAUUCUAGAGAUUUGAAAGUUUUGGAUAUCAAGGGACAUGGGAAUUUUAUUGAAAUUGGAGAAUCGGUUCCUGGAUUAACAAUUUUUGAAUCUCUAAAACUUUCGGAUGACACAAAUUUGACAGAUGAGGAUUUAGAGAAAAUUGAGGCAAUGGAUUUGUUUCUUUGCUCCUUGAGGAUUACGGUACGAGCAGUGAAAAAGAGAUUGGAGCAAUUCCUAAAAUAUGCCAGAAAGUCUAUCCGACCAAGAUCCACCUCCAUCUGGCAAGUCGUAUCCAGUCUUGAUGGGUACACUGUUAGGAAGUUGAAGGACUUCGUACAAAGUCUAAUUGGAAAGCGCCAGUUUGGCAAUAUGGUGCAUGAUCUUUUCAUGGAAACUGUGGCUCGCAUUCCGUUUGAAAUGCACGCAUGCGAAUGCACCGGUUGUUCGCUCAAUAGCGUCGUUAAAGCUAAGAAAGACCACAACGAAAACGUCAAGGUGACGAGAAAACGACUGGACAUUGGCGAGUUCAUUGCUACGUUCGUCGGGACGUUAUGUGGGCCUUUGACUGCAAAUGGUCUGAAAGCUGGUACCAUCAAUGUGCGGUAUUCAUAUACCGCGACCAACAAAAAUAGCAUCAAACAGGUGACUAAGUUGCUGAAAUCAAAGGAGUAUGUACGAUAUCUGAGGGGUCUGUUCUGGAGUCAGUGGAUCUCAACCUAG